AUGUGCAAGCAUAUACUGAAUGCCCAAGUACAAGUGAGAGCUCCAUGCUGCAAGCAAUGGUUUGAUUGCCCAGAAUGCCACUCUGAAGCUGCUGAUCAUCCUUUAGUCAAAACCACUGAACUUGUAUUUGGCUGCAAAAAAUGCCGCAAAGUAUUUCGAAAGAGCGCUGAAGAUUUCGAUGAAUCUGAUGAGUACUGUCCACGAUGUGACAAUCAUUUUGUACGCCCUGCAGUAACUCCAGAGAACAAAGAAAUCAUUCAAACAAUGACAAGAUCGUAA
Messenger RNA from Blepharisma stoltei, 279 nucleotides. The record is from the annotation of a GenBank genome assembly. Lineage: Eukaryota; Ciliophora; Heterotrichea; Heterotrichida; Blepharismidae.